UGUUGUACAAAAAUAUAUCCGUAUCCCACUUGAAAUGUCGCCAGAACCAACUAGCGUCGCGGCCAUUUCUCCCACUAGCAAUGUUUUCCCUCACAACUUAUUCCCCAACCGUAGUUCACAUGAAACAAAACGAAAUGGUUCCUUGGAUUUAUUGGUCGCAGCUGCUGUUGCCAUAAAUUUGAGAGAUUCGGACUAUUCAAAUAUAGAG
Racocetra fulgida is the source of this 208-nucleotide messenger RNA. The record is from the annotation of a GenBank genome assembly. Lineage: Eukaryota; Fungi; Glomeromycota; Glomeromycetes; Diversisporales; Gigasporaceae.